AUGAAGCCAUUCCUCUUUCCACUGCUUGGUGGCUUUGCUUUUAUGCUCCUCCUAGUUCAUGCCCAGGAUGAUCAAACAGGCUUUAUUAGCAUAGACUGUGGCCUUGCAGAAAAUACCAGCUAUACAGAAAAGAUGACAGGAAUUAACUACAUUUCAGACGAAACCUUCAUAAGCACCGGUGAAAAUAACGUCGUAUUGCAAGAGUACAGAAAUAAGUAUCAAGAGCCCUACAUGUCUCUUAGGAGUUUCCCAGGAGGGAUCAGGAACUGCUACAAAAUCAAUGUCACAAAUGGCACCAAAUAUUUGAUCAGAUCAAGUUUCAAAUAUGGGAACUAUGAUAGGCAGAAUAUAUUGCCAGAAUUCGACUUGCAACUUGGAACUAAUGUUUGGGAUUUGGUGAAGUUGGAGGAUGCAUCAACCAUUACAAACAAGGAGCUCAUACAUGUCCCUCUAAGAGACUAUAUACAUGUUUGUCUAGUGAACACCGGCUUGGGGAUUCCAUUUAUAUCGGCACUAGAACUGAGGCCUUUACCUAAUACAUCUUAUCAAACACAAACCGGGUCGUUGGCACUUCAAUGGCGGCUUGACACCGGUCAAAUAGCAGCUAAUUUGACAGAAUACAGGUAUCCAGAUGAUGUUCAUGAUCGCUUCUGGUAUGGCUACUAUGACGACAAUUGGAAACGAGUAAUUACCUCGUCCACAAUCAACUCUGAUGUUCACGAUAGUUUCCAGCCCCCAUCUGUUGUCAUGAGCACAGCUGCCACACCAAAGAAUGGAACUGAUGCCUUGUACAUUUCCUGGAUGGAUUUUGAUAACAGUGCAGAAUAUUUUGUUUACAUGCACUUUGCAGAAUUUGAAAAGCUCCAACCCAACCAGUCUAGGCAGUUCAACAUUACUAUGAAUGGAGAGUCCCUUCAUGAGAAAGUUGUUCCUUAUUACUUGUCCUCCACUAUUUACAGCACUAGAGCUUUGAGUACUGGAGGAAAAUAUAAUAUUUCAAUCUUUAAGGCUGAGAACUCUACCCUUCCACCAAUCCUUAAUGCCAUCGAGGUGUACACCAUAAAAGAAUUCUUAGAAUCAAGAACAAACCAAGCAGAUGUUGAUGCAAUCACAAGCAUCAAGUCAACUUACAAAAUUAAGAAGAACUGGCAAGGAGAUCCAUGCUCCCCUCUGGUUAACUCGUGGGAAGGUAUAAACUGUAGCAAUGAGCACACUAGAAUAGUAUCCUUGAACUUGUCCUCCAGCGGAUUAACAGGGGAGAUAGCUCCUUAUAUAUCCAAUCUCACCAUGAUACACAUUUUAGAUUUAUCAAACAACAACUUAACUGGAUCAAUCCCAGACUUUUUGUCUCGACUGCGAAAGUUAAUGGUCCUAAACUUGGAGAAAAACAAACUCACAGGUUUAGUUCCCGUAGGACUCAUUCAGAAGAGGAAGGAUGAACGCUUUACAUACCCAGAGAUUGUGGAGAUUACCAGUAAUUUUAAAUCAAUAAUUGGAAGAGGCGGAUUCGGAGAAGUCUACUUUGGCACUCUGCAAAAUCAGACUCAAGUUGCUGUCAAGUUACUGAUUUCAUCGUCAACACAGGGCUCAAAAGAAUUUGAAAAUGAGGUUAGUCUGUUGAUGAGAGCUCAUCAUAGAAACUUGGUUUCUCUGGUUGGGUACUGUGAUGAAGGGGAGACUAUGGCACUAGUUUAUAAUUUCGUUGCUAAUGGAAAUUUGCAACAGCGUUUAUCAGUUGGUAAUUUACACGUUUUGACUUGGAAGGAGAGACUUCAAAUUGCAGUUGAUGCAGCACGAGGACUGGAUUAUCUACACAAUGGCUGCAAGCCAUCAAUAGUACAUAGAGAUCUAAAGACUUCAAAUAUCUUGCUAAAUGAAAAUCUUCACGCCAUGAUAGCCGAUUUCGGUCUUUCUAAAGUUUUUGCAACUGAAAGUGCCACUCAUGUAUCAACUGACCCUAAAGGAACAUUUGGGUACCUUGAUCCUCAAUAUUACUACACAGGAAAGCUGAAAAAAAAGAGUGAUAUAUACAGCUUUGGGAUUGUGUUGCUAGAGCUAAUAACUGGUAGAGCAGCAAUAAUAAGAGAUGUGGAAGCUGAACCUAUUCACAUAUGUCGAUGGGUGAGUCCAAAGUUUGAGACUAUGGAAAUUGAGAGUAUCGUGGAUUCAAGAAUACAAGGGACCUACAACACCUCUUCUGCUUGGAAAGCUCUACAAAUUGCCAUGGCAUGUGUGCCUUUAACGGCAUUCCAAAGGCCUGAUAUAACUUUUAUCUAUAACAACUUGAAGGAAUGUUUGGAAAUUGAGAUGUCCUCUGGAAGAACACAAAUUGUAGGGAACGAUGAUACAAGUUCAAGCAGCUCAAUUAGAAUGGCCUCCCAAAUUGAGUCAGAAACAAGUUCAAGCAGCCCAGUUAUUAUCUCUAUAUAG
Molecule: messenger RNA, 2430 nt
Organism: Prunus mume (Japanese apricot)
Lineage: Eukaryota; Viridiplantae; Streptophyta; Magnoliopsida; Rosales; Rosaceae
Source: RefSeq, a predicted model, not a curated record